This is a messenger RNA of Recurvomyces mirabilis, 1029 nucleotides long. RefSeq lists its product as uncharacterized. The record is from RefSeq and is a predicted model, not a curated record. The transcript has 5 exons. Lineage: Eukaryota; Fungi; Ascomycota; Dothideomycetes; Mycosphaerellales; Teratosphaeriaceae. Gene Ontology annotation, molecular function: inositol monophosphate 1-phosphatase activity. The coding region runs from base 1 to 1029 and encodes 342 amino acids. Gene Ontology annotation, biological process: phosphatidylinositol phosphate biosynthetic process; inositol metabolic process; signal transduction.
AUGCCGCAAACGGACGACGUCAAUCUUGAAGAGGUGUAUGCGUUCGCCUUGCAGCUGGCUAAAGAUGCCGGCAAGCUUCUCGAUGAUGCCUGGCGUGCACGAUGCAAUGGAGACGGUCUGGUCGAUCAGGUCGAGAAGGAAAGCUCUGUUGACAUUGUCACCCAAACCGAUGAAGCGCGUGCUGGGAGUCAUUACUCACGAACCUUCAAAGACGUCGAGGCCUUCGUCAAGAUGAAGAUCGAAAGCAGAUUUCCCGCCCAUCAUUUCGUGGGUGAAGAGGCGUACAGUAAAGGAGCCUCAAGAGACUAUCUAAUUGGACAGGACCCUACAUGGUGUGUAGACCCAUUAGAUGGGACUGUCAACUAUACCCACAUAUUCCCCAUGUUUUGCGUGUCUAUAGCAUUCUUGCUUGAAGGUGCACCAGUCAUUGGUGUGAUCAAUGCACCUUUCAUGCACCAGACAUUUUCAGCUUGUCGCGGGAAAGGCGCUUGGCUCAAUGAGACUCAGAGACUACCGCUACUGAGAAACCCCAUUCCGCCCAUGCCAAAAGAUGCUCCAAAAGGUUGUGUUUUCUCGUGUGAAUGGGGCAAGGAUAGACGAGAUCGACCUGAUAGCAAUCUUCAUCGGAAAGUCGAGAGCUUCGUGAAUAUGGCUGCCGAGAUCAGUGGUAGAGGUGGCAAGGGUGGUAUGGUCCACGGUGUCCGGAGUCUUGGUUCUGCCACCCUGGAUCUAGCGUACUGCGCCAUGGGAUCGUUUGAUAUUUGGUGGGAGGGCGGAUGCUGGGAAUGGGAUGUUGCGGCCGGCAUCGCCAUAUUACAAGAGGCGGGAGGCCUGGUCACGACAGCAAACCCGCCAGAAGAUCCUGACACAGCUAAAAUCGAAGAAGUCAAAGUUGGAAGCCGACUGUAUCUUGCUAUACGACCCGCUGGCGAUUCUCCGACGGAGACCGCUCGCCAGGGCCAAGAGCGUACAGUGCGUGAGGUCUGGAAGCGUGUCAGGCAUCUUGACUAUGUUCGACCAGAUGCAUAG